Messenger RNA from Dovyalis caffra, 549 nucleotides. The record is from the annotation of a GenBank genome assembly. Lineage: Eukaryota; Viridiplantae; Streptophyta; Magnoliopsida; Malpighiales; Salicaceae.
AUGGCAGUCCCACCCACAAAUCUUCCCCCUCUUCCUCUCAAAUCUUCUCGCACUCUCUCUUACCUUCCUAACCUCUCCAUUUGCUCUGCUCCAUUCAACAACAAUAACAGCAGCCUCAAAACAAGUAGUAGCUCCAGCACGACGAUCCUUACUAUCAAUGGCCCAAAAAGAUACAGACCCAUGUCGGUCCGAGCAAACACGGAUUCCCCUUCUUCUUCUUCUUCGUUUGGCUCCAGGCUCGAAGACAGCGUCAAGAAGACUGUAGCUGACAACCCAGUUGUAGUUUACUCCAAAACCUGGUGUUCGUAUUCUUCUGAGGUUAAAUCUGUGUUUAAGAGGCUAAAUGUGGAUCCAGUUGUUGUUGAAUUGGACGAAUUGGGCCCUCAAGGACCCCAGGUACAGAAAGUAUUAGAAAGGCUUACUGGCCAACACACCGUACCAAAUGUGUUUAUUGGGGGCAAACAUAUUGGUGGCUGCACAGAUACUGUGAAACUAUAUCGGAAAGGUGAACUUGAACCACUGUUAUCAGAAGCUAAUGCUAAGGACUGA